AACAAAAACACCAACAUACAGCGCCCAAAGUAGCUUCGACAGCGGGAUCGAUUGCCGCCAAUAUGUCGCAACGUUCUGGCGCUUUACAAAUGGCUGACUUCUAUUUGGGCGAAUUGGGUUAUGAUAUUGUCAAUGAUAAUGGUUACAAUUGGGAUCCCAAUAAUCGCAUGGCCCCACCAACAAUGCCAUCGCAUGCAUUGACCGGUGGCUAUGUCAUUACACCACAACGUUUGGCCGAAAUACGUUCGUAUUUCAUGUAUUGGUAUUUCGAUCAGGAUAUGUACGGAGGACGUGGUGACUAUCAAUUCGAUAUUCAUGCAUCGACAACACAGAUUCAUAAAAAUUUAAAUUUCCAAUUGCCAUUCUACGGCUUCCGUUUCAAUUAUACGAGGGUUUCCCUCAAUGGCUAUUUGGAAUUCUCCGAUCCUCCAGAGUAUUUCACCUAUCCAUUGGUAUUCCCAGUGAAAGAUUGGCCCAAGAAGAAUGAUCCCUCAUUCAUUGGUAUAUUCUUUUCGAAGUGUCGUGUUGGCCGUAUAUAUCCCACAGAUAUUGAUCAACGUACACCAGGUGUCUAUUUCCGUAUGGAACGUGAUUUGAUGACUCGUACCGACAGAUUUGGUGUUGAAGUUCGUGAACGCACCAUGUGGGAUAUUCGUGAUGGUGUUGUGGGCGCUGAAACAUUUGUUCCGAAACACGUUGUUAUUACUACCUGGAAAAAUGUUUCCUUCGCUGGUGGUAUUGAUAAUUCCUUGUUUACGACCAACACAUUCCAAAUGGUUUUGGCCACGGAUGAAGUUUACACCUAUGCCAUUUUUAAUUACGAUGUUAUUAAUUGGUCAGCUCAUACUGAGGCCGGCGGUGAUACGACACAUGGUGAAGGUGGUGUGCCAGCUUUUGUUGGCUUCAAUGCUGGUAAUGGCACGCGAUCCUACGAAUACAAACCGUACAGUCAAAAUAUGGUGAUACGUGAUUUGACUGGUCGUGGAUGGGGUAAUGGUUUCCCUGGACGUCACAUUUUCCGUUUGGAUGAGGAGAUUUUAAUUGGGUCGUGUAACAAGGAUAUUGAUGCUGCCAUUCUACCUUUGACCUUUGCCCCCGAAUCUGGCAACAUGCUGGGCGGCACCGUUGUCAACAUUACCGGCCCCUGCUUUGAUCCCAAUGUACGUGUCAUGUGUCACUUUGAUACGGAAGAUGUACUUGGCCAAUAUGUGGAUAGAAAUCGUGUCAUCUGCGUACAGCCAUACCUGAAGGCCGAGGGCUAUAUACGCUUUGAAAUUUCCGUUGGUAAUGAGCGUUUUAAAUGGCGUGGUAAAUACUUUGUAGAAACACCUGCGGCUGCCACUGAGAAAAUCUUCUUUGAAACCGAUGAUGUCCACAAAAAAGCCCCCAAGGAAAUUCGCAUUAAUUGGAAUGCCUACAAUUUAACCUCAAAUGCCAAUGCCAAUAUUAUGAUAUCCCUGUGGGGCUAUCGUGAAACCACAAUUCAUCCCCAAUUGGAAUAUAUUGAUGUCAUUGAAGCAUCGGCCAGUAAUACCGGACACUAUAUUAUUUCGCCACAAAACUACAUCAACCGCAAUAACAUUAACAACGAUCUGCAAUUUGGUUUCAUUCAAAUCAAUUUAACCGAUCCACAGCAAUAUAAUAAUUUGAAAAUCAGUCCUCUACUCUGGUCCCGACCCAUCCCUUUGGCAUGGUACUUUGGUCCACAAUGGGAGCGUAAAUAUGGUUAUAAAUGGCCCAGAGCUUUGUGUGAUAAUUGGAUUCGUAACGAUAGAUUUUUGAGAAAUUUCGCUGCUGACUUACCCCUGUGUCCUUGCACUCUGGAACAGGCCGUAUAUGAUAAGGGUCGUUACAGGCCAGACCGUGAUUGUGACAAGGACUCAAAUCCAACAUGUUUGCGUCACAAGGGUGCCAUCCAUUGUGUGGUCAGUGGAACGCCAACUGCUCAAGGUGCCGAACAACAAUGCUGUUACGAUCGUUAUGGAUUCCUUAUGCUGUCACAGGAUCAAGUAUGGGGUUCACGGCCACGACGCAUUCACAACUUAGGUAAAAUGCCCUGGAACGAAGCUAGUAAAGUGCCCACGCUCUCAACAUGGUUCCACGAUAUGCGUCCCUUCUAUUCGUGCUGUUAUUGGCAAGAAGAACAGGCAGUCGGUUGUGAAACCUAUCGUUUUGAACGACGUCCAUCCCAAGAUUGUGUAGCCUAUCAGGCUCCCGGUGUUGCAGGUGUCUUUGGUGAUCCUCAUUUCAUUACAUUCGAUGGUACUCAAUAUACCUUUAACGGGCUGGGUGAAUUUGUUCUAUCGCGUAGUGUUGAUGCCGAUCAGAGAUUUGAAGUACAGGGUCGAUUUGAACAAGUACCAAAUAAUGUAUAUGGUCCAGUACCUGCUACCCAAUUGACUGCUUUGGCUAUGCGUGGUAAUACAACAACAACAAUUGAAGUGCGUAUCCGUCCUCAACAUGCUCGCUGGCGUUACAAGAUGGACGUUUUGGCCGAUGGUCGUCGUGUCUACUUUGAUCGUGAAUCGCUGAAAUUCCAACAUUUUGAUGGUGUCACUGUUUAUACCCCUACCUAUUUGUUGAAUCAGUCCCAGGUUGUGGUUAUGUUUGAUUCUGGUAUUGGUGUGGAGGUAAUCGAAAAUGAGGGCUUUAUGACGGGUCGUGUUUAUUUGCCAUGGAACUUUAUUAACAAAACCGCCGGCUUGUUUGGCAACUGGAGUUUCAAUCCCAUGGACGAUUUCACUUUACCCAAUGGCCAGGUGCUGAAUAUCAAUCCCACCGACUUUAAAUCGAUUCACAAUCAAUGGGCCAUGCAUUGGAUGUUGGCUGAUCGUGAUUUGCCUGGCUUGGGAGCUGCUUUGUUCACACGAGAAUUUGGUCGUACAGCAAGUUACUUUUCAAAUGCCUCCUUUGUGCCGAAUUAUAUACAGGAGCCGGCCAACUUCCUGCCAGCAAAUCGAUCAUAUGAUAUUGAAAAAGCCGAAGAUCUGUGUGGAGAAUCGUAUCAGUGUCGAUAUGAUUAUGGCAUGACGCUAAAUCGAGAUUUGGCCCACUUUACGAAAAAUUAUUACGAUAGUUUGAUUAAUAUAAGGACAUUGAAUUCACAACGUGUGGUAUCCUGCGGUGUCUUGGAAACACCUCGUUUUGGCCGUAAAUUGAGUUUCAAUUUCAUGCCCGGUGCCAAGGUAUCAUUUGAAUGUAACGAAGGUUUCGUUCUAAUUGGCGAUCAAAGACGUGAAUGCUUGUCCAAUGGUUUGUGGAAUAUUCCGGAAUACGGUUAUACAACUUGUCUACGUGAAGUUUUCUAUACCCGACGUGUGGCUUUCAUAGCAAUUGGCAUUAUCAUAGCUGUUAUCCUGCCCCUUAUGCUGUGCAUUGUUUGUGGUGUCUAUCGUUUCCGUCAGAAACAAUUGAAGGAGGAUCCUCAAUGGCAAAUGACGUUGCCCCGUUCUCGUGCCUCAUCGCGUACCAACCUCCGGGCUCUGAAUGCAAAUGGCGAUUAUGACAGCGAUACGGAUGCAACGGGAACUCUUAAGAAAAGUAGGUCAUAUGAUAAAGUUUAUCGAACGAAUGAACCAUUACCGGGCAAACCACGCAUUGAUUUUCCAGCUAAAAAAUGGGAUCUGGACGAUGGGGAUGUGACAUCAUCAGAAGGUAGUGAAAAUAAAGAUACAAAAUUAGCAAAGGAUAUUGAAUACAUUAAUAAAACAGGUGAGAAGCCGAAGCAGAUGGGUCGUCGUUCGUUGCGUGGCGUAUCGGGUACGGAUCAGGAUCAGUUGCCGGAACAUGACGAGCAUGAUGAGCAGCAUCAGGGCGCUGGAGUUGAUCACAAUGAACAUGAUGAUGAUGGUGUGGGUGUGCCACACCCGGCGGGUUAUCAUCAACCACCCUCACCCGAGGCUGAUGAGCAUGAUGAACAUGGAUUGCCGUUGCAUCAACAACCACACCCGGCCAGUGGCGUCGCUCAGGGCCAGUACAGUCCAACAUUUAGUGGUGCCGAUAGCAGUUUCAGUGGUGAAAGUUAUCAUCCCAAUAACCCGCCAGCAACACGUUAUGGCGGUGUACCCGUAUUGCCGAAUGCCAAUAGUCAGUAUUUCAAUAGGCCACCAUCUAGUUUGCCACUGGCAGGAACAACUACUGCCCCAGCUCCAGUGCGUCCGGCCCCCAUUGUGGGUACUCCUCUGACCCAGGAUAAUGGUUUGCCUUCACCUCCCCAUGCAGCAUCCCCCACCCCAUCUGCCCUUAACCAAAGAUCCACUGAAGUCUAA
Musca vetustissima is the source of this 4268-nucleotide messenger RNA. It is a transcript of the gene mesh, whose product is annotated as protein mesh. The transcript has 15 exons. The coding region runs from base 63 to 4268 and encodes 1401 amino acids. Gene Ontology annotation, biological process: cell-matrix adhesion. The record is from RefSeq and is a predicted model, not a curated record. NCBI's taxonomy places the organism in Eukaryota, Metazoa, Arthropoda, Insecta, Diptera, Muscidae.